GUUUUCUCCUCUAUUCAGAUUGAAUCGGUCCAGUUACUGUUAGUUGAAAGAGCCGAGGAGCCAGAAAAAAGGAGAAAUCUUUUGAGAAAAACGUAAGUGUGGAUAGGAUUGUUUUUGCGAUUGAUUAGUGGCAGUUUUGUACGGAGAUUAUGCGCUAAAUAAACCAGAUAAAGAACGCGAGGGUUUUGCUGUGCGCGAUGCUCAGGCUUCGCGUUUUUGAGGAUGCACAAGAGCAGAAGUACACAGGGAUGCCUCGGCUGAACGUGGACAAACAGGGCGUCUGUUACAAUGAUGAAGGCUCCUUGCUUUUUGUUUUGAAUCUGAGCCAAACACGCAGGACCACGGCACUGUUUGGUACGGACUUAGAGCAACGUCGUGGUGUUUUCCUCUUAUGAAGACCAUUGCGCAGUGCAGGGAAAACGGGACGUCGUGUUGUGGGUUAGGAAUCCGUGGUGACUAUAUUAACCAGUCUGCUGCAUCUUCUGUUGGUCACCUCUUCCCCAGAACUGCUUCUAGACAUCAACCAGACCGUGUUGUUGUUGAUGUCAACGUGAGGGGCUUGCGUGCAGAGGGAGAGCCGCUCUCUGAGGAAACAGAUGAGAGGCAAACAGUACCAUCCACCACUGAAGUUGUCAGCGCCCUGGGAGAAGGAUGCUGGCUUUGGGAGGAAGCUCAAGACUUACAGGAAUCAUACCAAGAUAAUAGCACAGCCCGGGAUCGUGAUGAAGGUCCUGCGCAGGAAGAGGAUUGUUUUAUUCAUGGCCUAUUUCCUCCUGCUGGUCCUCACCAUGCUCAAUUUGGCUAAUUAUAAAUGGACUAAAGAGCCACAGCAGUGUAAUCACCAGAUGAGGAGCACCACGUAUCAGGGCAGAUCGGACAUCCGCUUUCUGUACAGGCCCUCACUGGCUAAAAAGAGACAGCUCAUCUACGUGCUGACCACCUGGAGGUCCGGCUCAUCCUUCUUCGGCGAGCUUUUUAACCAAAACCCUGAAGUGUUCUUCUUGUACGAGCCCAUGUGGCACAUUUGGCAGAAACUGUAUCCGGGUGAUGCCGUGUCGUUACAGGGCGCAGCCAGGGACAUGCUCAGCUCCCUGUAUCGCUGUGAUCUGUCCGUCUUUCAACUUUACAACAGCCCUGGGGGGAAGAAUUUUACCUCUUUGGGACUAUUUGGAGCCACCCUUAAUAAAGUGGUGUGCUCCUAUCCCCUGUGCUCUGCUUACAGAAAGGAGGUGGUGGGGAUGGUGGAUGAUAAGGUGUGUAAAAAGUGCCCCCCUCAAAGCCUUAGACUGUUGGAAGAGGAGUGCCUAAAGUACAACACAAUAGUCAUUAAAGGGGUACGCAUUUUGGACAUAAAUGUUUUGGCUCCGCUCAUGGAGGAUCCCUCACUGGAUUUAAAAGUGAUUCAUCUGGUCCGAGACCCGAGAGCCGUGGCCAAUUCCCGGAUCAAAUCCAGACACGGCUUGAUUCGGGAGAACUUACAGGUGGUCCGCAGCCGGGACCCUAAACUGCGCCGGAUACCAUUUGUAGACCCAGGUCACAAGGCCAAUAAGAAAGAUGGCUCAGACUACCACUCUAUAGGUGCCAUGGAAGUCAUCUGCGACCGAACUUCGAGGACUUUACGGAGUGCCCUGAACCCACCCAGCUGGCUAAAGGGGAAGUAUAUGGUGGUGCGGUAUGAGGACCUAGUAGAAAACCCAGUGAAAAUUUUACGAAACAUCUACCGCUUUGCCAACCUCUCAGCUAACCACGACAUCGAGCUUUUUGCGUUAAAUAUGACCAGUGGGUCUAGUUCAUCAUCCAAGCCGUUUAUAGUGUCAUCCAGAAAUGCCACGCAGGCUGCAAGUGCAUGGAGGACUGUGUUAAGCAUCCAGCAAAUUAAACAGGUGGAGGACUACUGCCACCAUGCCAUGUCCGUGCUGGGCUACGAGCGGGUCAGAACAGCUGGGGAGGCCAAGGACUUGAGCAAAUCACUACUGACACACUCCAAACUGUGAAACCCAUCACCAAAGACCUUUUAAUUUAAUAUCCAUUUUACAUUGAGUGCCGAUUCCUCUCAUUGUGGAAUAAAGCUUUAUGUUUCAGUGUCUGAGGAGUUCCACUGGCUACUUUGGGAAUGUAUUUUUUCAUUUGAUGGGACCACUUUUUUACUGGAAUACUGGAUGUGUUUGAUAAUGCAAGGCCUCCAAAAGUGACUUGAAUAUUGAGGGAAACAGCCGAAUCAUAUGAUCUUUAAAGUGGAUUUCUGAAUGUUCGAAAGCUUACUAAAAUGUCCCCAUUCUGUCUGUAAAAGUGAAACUAGUGGAUAAAUGAAAAAAAAAAAUCCCAUUGAUGAUUAUGUCUAUUUGUAACACCUGGUCCAAGUCAGAGACAAUCAAAGUUAAUACAGUUGUCGAUGUGCCAUAGUUAGGAUACGAGCAGACGCCAUGCUUUCUCCAAACACAUGAGGGAUGUUUUUCAUUAUUGUCACCAAAUAUUUGUAGGGUGAUUUCAUGCACUGUGGACAAUGUCAAGAGCUCUACAGCUGGAGAAGUCGAUUUCCAGUGUCACCGUGAGCAGUCUGUCCAACCAUCUCAAAUGUUUACAAUUGCUUGCUCUUAGAAAACAACAUGAUCUGGGAUUAUUGCAUUGAGUAAAGUUCACAGUUGAAGUAA
Molecule: messenger RNA, 2651 nt
Organism: Periophthalmus magnuspinnatus
Lineage: Eukaryota; Metazoa; Chordata; Actinopteri; Gobiiformes; Gobiidae
Gene: chst2b
Product: carbohydrate (N-acetylglucosamine-6-O) sulfotransferase 2b
Exons: 1
Coding region: 597-1994 (465 amino acids)
Biological process (GO): N-acetylglucosamine metabolic process; carbohydrate metabolic process; sulfur compound metabolic process
Cellular component (GO): Golgi membrane
Molecular function (GO): N-acetylglucosamine 6-O-sulfotransferase activity
Source: RefSeq, a predicted model, not a curated record